AUUCAUUUACAACCUCCUUCAUUCACAGAUUGCAUUUCAGAUCAGGCUCAGCGACCACUCAAUGAGUGUCAAUGAUGUCUCUGUCGAAGUGGAGAACCUCGGCGAACCAGCUGAAGUCAAUGUCCACGCCUUCAACCACCAGGAAGCUGAGGUUACAGUCAUACCACACGAACGAGUACAACAUAAGAUAACUGUUCGCUACUUUGGCCAAAUAGUCAAUGGCUGUCCAUUUGACGUCAUGAUUUUACCAGAGCUCGAACCCGAACCCGAACAUCCCAUUCCAUCGUUGGAGGCGCUCACACUGUCAAAGCCAAAACAAGGAGGACGAAAUUCACAUGGAGUACAGCGAGAUUUUAACGUCAUUCGAUCAGCACACGGCACGAUACAUUUAUCAACCAAUGGGAAUUCAGUGAUGCUUGGGGACGAGCAUGAAGUGUAUCUUGAUGUGUCUGAGGCAGGUGAGGGGGACUUGAGUGUGGAGGUCAGCAAUGGAAGGCGUAACCUACCCAUACAAACAAUCUCGAAUGGUAACGGUUAUACAAUACGCAUACUUGCCAAAAAUGUCGGCGUCUACAAUGUGUACAUCAAUUGGAAUGGAAAAUUUAUUUCAG
Molecule: messenger RNA, 611 nt
Organism: Anneissia japonica
Lineage: Eukaryota; Metazoa; Echinodermata; Crinoidea; Comatulida; Comatulidae
Biological process (GO): actin cytoskeleton organization
Molecular function (GO): actin filament binding
Source: RefSeq, a predicted model, not a curated record